Durio zibethinus is the source of this 1623-nucleotide messenger RNA. The record is from RefSeq and is a predicted model, not a curated record. NCBI's taxonomy places the organism in Eukaryota, Viridiplantae, Streptophyta, Magnoliopsida, Malvales, Malvaceae.
AUGAAGUUGUCAUUUGCAGCUGCUACGAUUGCUGCAGCACAAUCCAUUAGUGAUGGUAAGACUUUGGUUUCUUCAUCCCAAAGCUUUGAACUGGGUUUCUUCUCUCCUGGCAAUUCAAAGAACAGAUUCCUGGGGAUAUGGUACAAGAAUCUUUAUGGGGCAGUUGUGUGGGUUGCAAACAGAAACAGCCCAAUUGCUGGUGCAGGUGGAGUUUUAACCAUCAACAGUGAUCGAAACCUGAUACUCUAUGAUGGAACAAACAGCACUGUUUGGUCUUCAAACAUCUCUAGAAAGGCAGAAGGUCCAGUGGCACAACUCUUAGAUUCUGGAAACUUUGUAGUUAAAGACAACAAAACCAUGCAACCUGUUGAGAUAUAUCGGUGGCAGAGCUUUGAUUACCUGUCAGACACGCUGUUGCCAGGUAUGAAGCUUGGAAAGAACUUAAAAACUGGAUCAGAAUGGUUGUUAACAUCUUGGAAAAGUGCUGAUGAUCCAUCUCGAGGAAACUUUACUUGCAGACUUAGCAUUCAAGGCGUGCAUUCUAUAGUUGUUUAUUCGGGAUCAGCAAAAAGGUUCCGCACUGGACCGUGGGAUGGAUUUCACUUUGGUGGUACUCCCGUGUCUCACAACUGGUUUUUUGUACCAUAUUUGGAGCAUAAUGAGGAUGAAAUCUAUUACGGUUAUGAGCCCUUCAACAACCAAAUUUUUAUGCGAUUAAUCAUGGACCAGUCGGGUACUGUCCUGUGUGUUAUAUGGAAUGAGAGGGGCAGUAAAUGGGGCACAGCUUACUUAGCACCGCCAGACCAAUGUGACCAAUAUGGCCAAUGUGGUGCAAAUAGUAUUUGCAACAUCAACAAGACACCAAUUUGUGAGUGUCUGAAACGGUUCAGACCUGAAUCAGAAGGGAUGGAUUCAAAUAAUCGCAAUUGGUCUAAAAAGUGUGUAAAAGAAUCAUCAUCAUAUUGCCAAAAUGGAGAGGGGUUUCUAAAACUUGUUGGGGUGAAACUGCCUGACGCCAUAAAGUUCAAGUUGAAUGAGAGUAUGAAUCUUAAGGAAUGUGAGAUGAACUGCUUGAAAAACUGCUCUUGUAGUGCUUACGCAAGCACGAAAUUAGAUGAACAGGAGGAGGGCUGCUUGAUGUGGUAUGGGAGCCUGAUUGAUAUGAAAAUCCUAUCAGGACUAACUACGGGACGUGAUAUCUAUAUAAGAGCACCCUUUUCAGAACUAGCACGUGCUUCAAAUGAAAAAAGCCGAGUAAAGAUCAUCAUAAUAGUUUUAAUCAUUUCUGGAAUGCUUGUCUUGAGCUUGGUGUUCUGCCUUAUCCUGAGGAAAAAAUGGAAAAGAGGCAGAAGAUAUGGAGAAGAGGUAAACAGUGAAGAGUUCAUGGCCAGUGGGAUUAUGAAAUCUGAGAAUACCCCUUGUGGUCUUGUAGUAGAAUUAAAGUAUUGUUGGUGGGAUACAAGAAGCAAUUUGCGAGAAGAUGGCAUUGGAAGCUCUGUUGCAGGCAUAGUUUUGUUUCCAUUACAUUUAGCUACUUUUGUUUUUUCAACAAGUUAUAUGCAAGAAGAGAGAAGGAAGAAGCAGAAGCAAUUUCUCACUUUAUCUAAAGCAAGAACUAGAUGA